Molecule: messenger RNA, 867 nt
Organism: Meloidogyne enterolobii
Lineage: Eukaryota; Metazoa; Nematoda; Chromadorea; Rhabditida; Meloidogynidae
Source: the annotation of a GenBank genome assembly
AUGAGCAAUUUAUGGAUAUGGUUUUUAUUUUAUUUUUUUUAUUUUAAUUGUUUAAAGGUUCUCGAUAUUGUAAAUGACCAUCUUCGAUUAGAUUGGCCAAGGAGAUACAAAAAACAUUUAAUUCGUAAAUUAUGGCCAAAUUAUAAAGAUGGUUUAAAAUUGAAAGAAUCAGAAAAAAGAAGUAUUUGGACAUUAAUACAACAAAAUGAAUAUAUUAAUCAAGCAGUUCUUCAAAUGAGUAGAGUUACACCAAAAAUUUUAGGGGUGUGUGGACAUUCUUAUCAAUCUGAACAGCUUAUUCCUUUUCGAAUGAAGCCUUAUUAUUUAAAUUUAAAAGCAAAAAUUUUAGUUCAUUUAAUGGGAACUUUAAAACUUUUUUAUGAAUUUUUGAAUGAACCGUUACAAUGGUGUGAUGUUAAAUUUGAGAAUUUGGGAUUGUCUGCUUCAUAUCCAAAAAGAUUUGUAAUGAUGGAUAAUGAUAUGUUAUAUACAGAAACUAAAUUAACUGAAAUAUUAACUAGUCAAAGUUGUUUAAAUGACUCUGAUUGUGGACUUUUUGAUUGUGAAAGUCGUUGUAAUAUAGAAAGCGGUAAAUAUUUUGUUAUUAAAGAAAAUAAUAAAAAAAAUUUAGGAUUCUGUUCGGCAAGAACCAACGACAACGUUGAUGUUUUUAAUUUUUUAGACUUUUUUAAAAAAUAUAUAUUUUUAAAGGUUUUUUGUAAAAAAUUGGUUAAUCAGCAACUUUUUGGGACUUUUUGGUCAAAAUCAAAUAAAUAUUUAGCUGCAUGCCAUCAAGAUCCAGUAAAUGCUUCUCAAAGGCUUAAUGAACUUCGGUUAGUUUGGAGUUGGACUCUUUCAGAUGUUUGA